Molecule: messenger RNA, 2264 nt
Organism: Thunnus maccoyii (southern bluefin tuna)
Lineage: Eukaryota; Metazoa; Chordata; Actinopteri; Scombriformes; Scombridae
Product: amine sulfotransferase-like
Exons: 7
Coding region: 188-1162 (324 amino acids)
Biological process (GO): sulfation
Cellular component (GO): cytoplasm
Molecular function (GO): sulfotransferase activity
Source: RefSeq, a predicted model, not a curated record
CCCAUGCUAGUCAGGAUAUCAGCAUCUGCUGCAUCAAUUUUGACCAUUCUUUUUCCAUCUCCCUCUAUCAAGUCCUCCAACAUCAAGGAAGUACAUUAGCCUACUGAAGCACUGAAGCAAUACUUUAAAAGUUGCACAACAUUGAAAGAGGCGUUACCGCCGAAACGUAUUAGUAAUAGCCCGGUUCAUGUUAGGUUCAUAUCAAAUACACCCUGAACGUAUUUAUUCAGCGUCGGACAGAAGAGCGAAUAGAGAAGUUAUCAUGAGUUAUCAGUUAAAUGAUGUCAAGAGUCCUGACCACGAACUGGUGUGGCACAAAAACUUCAAAUUGAUCAGAGGGAUUCACAAUCCAGACGAUGUGGACCAGAUCUACAACCUGGACAUCCGAGACUCUGAUGUGUUUGUUGUCACAUACCCAAAAUCAGGGACCAUCUGGAUGCAGCAGAUCCUACGGCUCCUUGAUGCAAAGGGAGAUGUGACAGCCAUCAGGAAGCUCAACAGCUACUUCAAUGCUGAUCUCAUCCCCUGGAUUGAGGUGAAUGAUAACAGACAGACCUUUAUAACAGCCCCAUCACCUAGACUGAGGGUCUCUCAUCUACCAUACCAGUUGAUGCCUUCUGCUCUGAGCCAGAAGAGAGGCAAGGUGAUCUACGUGGCAAGAAAUCCCAAAGAUGUCCUGGUGUCCUACUUCUACUUUCACAAAAUAGCAACCAUGCUGGAAACCCCAAAGGAUUUCCAUGACUUCUUUGAGAAAUUCAUGAAAGGAGAAGUGUUUGGGUGCAGCUGGUUUGAGCACAUUAGGACUUGGUACUCUCACAAGGAUGAUAUGAACAUGCUGUUCAUCACUUAUGAAGAAAUGAUUCAAGACCUGCAGUCAGCAGUAGAGAGGAUCUCCUUGUUCCUGGGUAAAGAACUCACUGAUGAACAGCUGACCAACGUGGUGAAAUACAGCACCUUCAACAACAUGAAGAAGAUCCCCCAGGCCAACUAUGAGCAAAUCUCACUUGACUUGCUCAACCAUAACCAGGGAACAUUCAUGAGGAAAGGCAUCAUAGGUGACUGGAAGAAUCACUUCACUGUGGCUCAGAAUGAGAGGUUUGAUGAGGUCUUCCAGAGGGAGAUGAAGGACUUUCCUCUGUCUUUUAUCUGGGACAUUAAGUGAUCAACUGUUGGUCUCAUGACAAAGAAGAUACUCACAGUUGCAGCUUCAUGAACACUAUGCUAUACAGACAAAUAAAUUAGUUGUGUCAGCUUCUCUUUUCUUCUGCCAUACCAGUGGAUAAAACACUUUGCUGAUAUUUUCUAAAGCACUCUAUAGUUUUUGUUAUCUUCCAGGCAGCCAGUGGUUUCAGUUCAUUUUAGUAUGCUAUGAAAAUCUAUGCAAAGCUGCACAGAGACUAUGGGUAUUGGUUGCAAUCUUGAUAUGUAGUCUUUUAUCAUUGCACCAUAACUAUGUGUUUCUAUUUCAGUGUAAUGGGGCUUGUUUUCUUGAGAUAAUUAAAUAUCUAUUCAGUGGUUAUGUAAAACAGAACAACAAAGGCCCCACUGUAAGAGCAUCUUGCAGAGACUGUAUAGCUUCUUGAGUUAGGUAAUCCUUCAUUGGGGUCAAGUCUGUCUUCUACUUGUCACAGCUACAUUAUUGUUGCUUGGUAAUGCAGUGCUUCAGAUCAAUUGGGGACCACACCUACUGUUACUGCAAAAUCCCAUAGAAAUGUGAGCUAAACUGCAAACAUGUGGUCAUGAACUUGACAAAAUCAAAAAGACUUGCAACUCCACUUUGACUUUAACCACCAGUGACACAUUACUUCUCUUUGACUUAAGCCUUAUAACUUGGAAUGACUUGAUAGGUGGUAUCAAGUCAUUCCAACCCUAAAAUCAAAGAUUCAAACCUAUGUCAUAAAUAAAAGUGUGGAGCCAAUCAACUCUUCAUUUUACCACAGAUUUACUGUGAAUCAAUCAGCCAGUCAUGUUGGGCGAGCAGGAGUGACAGACAACAGAUGAACCUCAGAUGAUCACAUUUACUCUCUGCUGCCGUCUACAAAACAUGCAACAUGCAAAACAUUCAGCUCAGAAAUGACCAAUGAUUGUAAAUGUGUAACUUGACGUUGUUCACCUCUGCAACUGAUUGUGAUGUUUUAAAGUUUAGACUUCUUCUGAAACAUGUAUAAACUGUAUAUUCAUGUAUAUUGAACAAUAGAAGUGAUUACUUGCAUAUAUUCAGAAUGCAUUAAACUGUACAAAUCUUGAAAGAUCUUACCAUGUGA